AUGAACCUCUUGUACCGGUACUCCGCCGCUGGGGAUAUGGAGGCAGUUCUCGCGACGUGGAACAACUGCAGAGAGAAAGACGGUAAGAAGGAUCGUCUUUGCAGCGAGGCUUACAACAUUGUCAUGAGCAUUUUCACGCGGGAAAGGAAUGAUUUGGGGGCAGUGAAUAUGUUCUAUAAGAUGAUUGAUGAAGGUGGUAUUCCAAAUUCUAGAACUUAUACUGUCAUGAUGGAGCAUCUCCAGGAAAUCGGAUUCAGCAAUGGAGGUUUUCGAUUUGUUGCCCAGAAGGGUCAAGCGGACUUCGAAGCAGUACUUGGUUUAGGUUGA
This is a messenger RNA of Linum tenue, 327 nucleotides long. The record is from the annotation of a GenBank genome assembly. NCBI's taxonomy places the organism in Eukaryota, Viridiplantae, Streptophyta, Magnoliopsida, Malpighiales, Linaceae.